AUGACAGGGCCAAUGACAAUCACAAUAACAAUCACAAUGACAAUGAUGGCACCACUACGGCUACUACAGCUACUACCUGUUUUGGUGUUGAUGACUGCCCUGCAUGUACCAGUUGCAGUGGCAGCAGGUACCGGUACCGGUACUGGUAAAGCUUGCCACUCCACCGCAAAGAGCUUGCAGGAAGCCAUUGAUUCUCUGCCAGGUCAAACAAGCGGGACAGGCAUUCCAGAGCUCUUGCUUUGCCCUUCUGUGGAGAUCGAGCUCACCCAACCUAUUCGGAUUCAUCAACGCAGUGUCCGCAUUGGCUGUCUCACUACUGGUACUGGAAAUUUGUGCACUGUAAAAGGAGGAGAACCACAAGAAUCUCGUUUGAUUGAAGUCAUUGGCACUGAAAACCCCUUUGAGACUUUCACUGUGCAACUCAGCCAGCUGCUCUUGGACAGCGGUGCCUCUUACUACCAAACUGAAGACCAACAUGUACAUGUACCGGUACCGGUACCGGUACCGGUAUCAGUAUCAGUAAAUGUACAUGCCACCAUUGUAGGAGGAGCCGGAGUGUCCGUGUUGGGAGCUAACCUCGUGGUAGAGGAUUGUCGUUUCGAAAACAACGUCGCGUCUAGCCAAGGCGGGGCUCUCCAUGUCCAAGACCACGGAAGACCCAUACUAUUCAUUGUCACCAACACAGUCUUUCAAGAGAACCUAAGUAUUGAAGAUGAUUGCUCGUCCAUAUACUUUCAACAACAGCAUCCCAUGACCAUGGCAGAGCUAAAUACAGAACGAGACUUUGUGCCUAGCCGACACCUGCGAUCUGUCAUUGACCAAUGGGAUGAUCCCGCAAAAGCAUCGGAGGCGCUGGACCAAUACAGACCUAGACCAGGAGCAGAACUUUGUUUCUAG
Molecule: messenger RNA, 897 nt
Organism: Seminavis robusta
Lineage: Eukaryota; Bacillariophyta; Bacillariophyceae; Naviculales; Naviculaceae
Source: the annotation of a GenBank genome assembly